CCGGGUCUCCACAUCAAACUUCGUGGGGACCUGUCAUUGUCAUUCGAGCCACUUACAGUUGCUGGAUACGGUUGCGGCUAGACACCCAGAGUCUUCAUUACCGCAUGCCUCCAAAACCUGUCGAUCGGGUGAACUUGUUGAUCGACAAGUCCAUGAAGCAGCUGCCGGACCCAUACCCGUACUGCAAUCGAUGCCGAACGAAGGCAUCAAGCAAGGACUACUCGAAAUUCACAAUGACACGUCUUUUUCGGCAUCUGACCGGGCGAGAGCAAUUAAGACACCCAUCGACAAAUGGUGAACAAAGACAGAGCAACAGAGCGAGCUAAAGACCAAGACCUUAGAACCGCACGAAGACCCUCGAAGAUCCUUUUCUACGUUUGAUAGAUUAUUUACGACAACGGGCCACCUUUUUUUCAAACGAACGGCGACCGAGAGCAGCGAAUUGAGCCUGAGAUAUCAUUUCAGUGUAUGAUUUCGAAAGCAGCAAGAAAGGUUAAAGACACCCAUUUGCGGCUUUAUGCAUUUAGAGUCUAGACAGUCCCUAGGUGGCUGCUUUCAAGAGGGAAAUUCAACACAACAGAGGCCUAACCCUGGAUUCUUCUGCCUCAACUGCAAAGCAAAAGUCUAGCUGUCGUAAAGGCCGGCCACAUCAGGAGACAAAGAUCAAAGGAACAGUCAAGCUGUUGUACGAUCAAAGGACCAACAUCGCGUUUUACUUGUACAAAGUAGGACGCAUGCAGCAAGUGUGGCGAUGGCAGAUGUAGCAUUGCAAGCAGACCCUGCUUUCUUCCCGGGACACCCUGGAGGCCUGGAACGAAAAGACGACAGAUUUGUGAGCAAGAAAUUAUGGAGUUCGCUCCGGAAACAGUGGCAACUGCCAGCAGAAUAGAGACAGAAUCUGGUUCUGAGUGGCACAGAUACUACUAAUACUAGGUCUAGUCUAGACCUAGUGCAUACUGAGCUUGUCGCAGAACGCAGAUGCAACCUCUUUCGACUCCUCUCCUUAAUCUCGCUGUGGCUCAGCAACCAUCUUGGCCAUUGAAAUAUUUCAAACAGUCUUGAUCCACAGACAAGUUUCGUGCUUUUGAAAGCACUCGGGGAGUAUGUUUGUUUAUUGAUAGGCCUAGCCGGUGUGGAAAACAUCCAAUAAAGGUACCCACGUUGCCACGGUAGGCAUUUUCAUCAUACGGCCUGAAUAAAUGCUCUUUUGAUUCUCUUGGCUCACUCGUGCUGCUUUUGCUACUCUUCUUGUAAUUGUGGUCACUGCAAAGAGCCUGUCAAGCAAAGGAGAUAUCCCAGGACUACACCUCGUGCACAAGUCCUAUCAAACUCCGAAAUCGCCUGUCCAAUUGAUGUCUGAUCACAAUGCAAGAGCUCAACCAUCCAAGAUUGCCGGAGCGACCUGUGUUCUUGGCACCGUUCCGCCGAGACCGAUUGGAGAAAUUAGUGGAGCGAGAUUGCGGCCGAGAGGGGGGGCAUAGCAUGGCGGCACGAGUGCUCCGGGAGGAACCCCGCAAGAUCGUCCAGGGGCAAUAGUGAGCACCACAUACACAGCAAUGGUGCAGAUAGGGAUCUGAUCUGGCUUCGGACGAACUCCUCACCAGAAAGAGGUGCGGGGAGUGCAAAACACAUGCGGGAUGCAGAGAAAACAUUAGUCCGGGGUGGCAGUCGGAGGACGACAAUGCCAAGCCGUCGACGUUGAUCGGGCUCCUGAUCCGACAUGAAAUCCGCAUCGGCGACUGCACAUCCUAUCUAGGGGUACUAGAGCAGAUCCACAGCUACAAGGAGGAAGAAAGAGUAAAAAGUCAUUUACUUGCCUAUAUAACAAAACAAAUGACCAGCCGGAGCAGCGAACGAACCUGUGCAACAACAGCCCAGAACCACAACCCACCGCCAACCCCUGAACAGCCACCAGCAGCCAACCCAGACACCAAAACAAAAGAAAUGGCAGCAGCAGCAGCAGCAGCGCCACCUGCCCACGUGGCCGUGGUCGGCGGCGGCAUAAUGGGCGCCUCGAUCGCGUGGCACCUGUCGCAGCACACCAACGUGACGGUGAUCGCGCCCGACGUGGGCGGGGUGGCGACGCGGGCCAGCUUCGCGUGGCUCAACGCGGCGUCGGGCGAGGACCGGGCCUACUACGACUUUCGGCGGCGGUCCGUGGGCCGCUGGCGCGAGCUCGAGGCGCAGAUCCCCGGCCUGCCCGUGCACUGGGGCGGCGGCUUCAAGUGGGACCUGCCGCCCGACGAGCUGGCCGACUUUGCCGACAAGUUUGCCGGCUGGGGCUACGACAUCAUCCGCGUCGACCGCUCCGGCAUCGAGCGCAUGGAGCCGCGCGUCGACCCCGCCGUCGUCCCCGACUGGGCCCUCUACUCGCCCGAGGAGGGCGCCCUCGAGGCCGACGCCGCCGCCCGCCUCAUGGUCCAGCACGCCGUCGCGCGGGGCAGCGCCGAGGUGGUCGAGGGCACGGUGGCGGGGUUCGCCAGGACGGGAGGCGGCGGCGGCGUCUCGGGCGUCGUGCUCGAGGGCGGCGGCACCAUCGAGGCGGACCACGUCGUCGUCGCGGCGGGGCUGGGCAGCGUGGCGCUCCUGGCGGCGGAGGGCGUCGACGUGCCCGUGGCGGGGCGGGCGGGCCUGCUGGUCAACACGAAGCCGCUGGCGGACAGGAUCGCCAGCUCGGUCGUGUACACAUCGCUGCUGCACCUGCGGCAGACGCUGGACGGGGUGGUGCGGGUCGGGCUCAACGAGGAGCGCAUCACCGAGGACCCGGACGGCGACGCCGAGGUGGUGCUCGCGGCGCUGCGCGAGGCCGUGGCCCAGGGCGGCGAGCUCGAGCUCGACUACUACACCGUCGGAGAGCGGCCGGUGCCCGAGGACGGCCGACCCAUCAUCGGCGCGACGGGGGUGGAGGGCGUCAGCCUGGCGGUCAUGCACUCUGGCGUCACCAACGCUGCGCUCGUCGGGGAGCUGCUGAGCAGGGAGAUUUUGACGGGGGAGAGGGACCCGAUGCUGGACGACUACCUGCUGGAGAGGUUUAGGAAGCGAGUAAAGCUGGCAAAGUAAAUCUGAUUCUCAGGGGUUGGGAGGAUGUGGGGACAUUGAUGGUGGGGAUUGUGGAAGCAGAUAGGGGUCACCCCUGAAAUUGUCUUGUCAAUCUGUAUGUCGAACUAUUCUAGAAUAACGACGCUGUCCCAAUACGAUAAA
Molecule: messenger RNA, 3201 nt
Organism: Pyricularia oryzae 70-15
Lineage: Eukaryota; Fungi; Ascomycota; Sordariomycetes; Magnaporthales; Pyriculariaceae
Exons: 2
Coding region: 1834-3060 (408 amino acids)
Cellular component (GO): cytoplasm
Molecular function (GO): oxidoreductase activity
Source: RefSeq, a predicted model, not a curated record